GGUUUUUCAUUCGCAGGAAAGUUCCGAAUCAAACCAAAACAUCGAAAGAAAAAAAAUAGUCGUCGUCGUCCCUCUGAUGACUCCUUCCUUCCUCGCUGUAUAACUCUCUUCAUCAUCAUCCUGAUUGCUCCUCUUCCAUCUUCUCCUUCCGAGCAAAUAACUUGCUUUGAAUUACAAAAAAACGUUUCGUGAUGUCAAACCAUCCGAAGAUCACGUGCGUGUCUUCGUCCCACCAGAAUCUGGUGGAGAAGCUAAUGCAACUCCAGGAGAGAUUCUCCCAUCUCCAAGCCGCUAGGAAAGAAGGGAGGGUUAACGAUCACGCGGUCCUGGAAGCUCAAAUCUCUCAGAAUCUCCGCGAGUGGCAAGCUGAGCUCAGCGCUCCGUCUCCGGAGUCUUCUCUUCUGGGUGGAAGUAUUAGUCAAUUCUCUGAGGAGAUUGCUCGUCUGUUGAAGCUUAAUGAUGAAGAGGAUGAUGCUACUAGCUCGUUUAAAGAACAUAAUGUACCAAAGGCUGACGCUUUUGAUCAGGGGUUGUGUUCUCCGGGACAGUUGGAGUGGGCUGCUGAGCCUUUUGAUCAAAGCUCUUUUGAUGUUAACUUCUUGAGUGGUUUUGAGGAUGCUGUUAAUAACUCGGGAACACAUGACCAUCAACUCCAUUGUGCAUUUCAAGAGUUUGAUCCAAGCCUUAGCACCGCUCCUGAUUUCCAUGGCCAAAAGCUAAGCCACUUGGAUAUAACUUCUCAGCUAGAUUACCAUCUCUCAGAAGUGCGCCAGGAAUUCAACAACGGCACCCCUUCGGUUAAGCUCGAUGUUCCCGACGAGUCUGAGUUCACUACUCCACCAAGUGUCCGUGUGCCUCCUCCUUCUGCCUUUCUGGGACCAAAGUGUGCGUUGUGGGAUUGCACGAGGCCUGCUCACGGAUCUGACUGGUACAUGGACUACUGCAGUGACUACCAUGGGAAUCUAGCUCUGACUGAAGAUUCACCUGGCACGGCACCUGUUUUGAGACCUGGGGGGAUUAGUCUGAAAGACAAUCUCUUGAUUGAUGCUCUUCGUGCAAAGACUCUGGGUAAGAAUGUUGGCAUCCCGGUGUGUGAAGGAGCUGUUAACACAAAAUGCCCAUGGAACGCAGCAGAGCUAUUUCAUCUUGAGCUGGUUGAGGGCGAAACGAUCAGAGAAUGGCUAUUCUUCGACAAGCCUAGAAGAGCAUACGAUAGCGGAAACCGAAAGCAGAGAUCGCUUCCAGACUACAGCGGACGAGGAUGGCAUGAGUCAAGAAAACAGCUGAUGAAAGAGCAAGAAGGCCAGAAGAGAUCUUACUACAUGGAUCCACAGCCUCCUGGUCCCUUCGAGUGGCAUCUGUUCGAGUACCAGAUCAACGAGUCCGAUGCGUGCGCCUUAUACCGACUAGAGCUCAAGCUAACGAACGGAAAGAAGAGUCCUAAGGGAAAAGUUGCAAAAGACCCUCUAGCUGAUCUGGAGAAGAAGAUGGAGAAAAUGGGAAAGUUGACUCCUGAGGCGGCUUCAGACAAACCUUCUCCUACAACCAAAGGUCGUGCAAAGUCUACCAAAGGAGCUAAAGCAGCAGCAACUGGCAAUCUAACUCAAGCGACGUGAUGGUUUUUGUAUCUGAUGAGAGAGAUAGAUAAGGAUCAUUGUAGUUAACCUCUUUGGUGUUAAUAGGGAGAAGUCUGAUCUUUGCCCCUUUUUUUCUUGAGAACCUGUGAUGUUUU
Molecule: messenger RNA, 1732 nt
Organism: Brassica rapa (field mustard)
Lineage: Eukaryota; Viridiplantae; Streptophyta; Magnoliopsida; Brassicales; Brassicaceae
Product: transcription factor VOZ2
Biological process (GO): positive regulation of DNA-templated transcription; positive regulation of long-day photoperiodism, flowering
Cellular component (GO): nucleus
Molecular function (GO): sequence-specific DNA binding
Source: RefSeq, a predicted model, not a curated record